This is a messenger RNA of Lactuca sativa (garden lettuce), 2571 nucleotides long. RefSeq lists its product as uncharacterized. The record is from RefSeq and is a predicted model, not a curated record. Lineage: Eukaryota; Viridiplantae; Streptophyta; Magnoliopsida; Asterales; Asteraceae.
AUGGCACCCAUUAAUUUACACGGGCCGUGUAAACGUCUCGAUGGUUUUAAAGUGGUUUUACCCUCUUAUAAUCCAGACAAUCGGUUUUGUGAGGAGUUAGGUCGGAUUUUGGGAAGAAAGAAGGCGAUUUUCAGAGCUUUUGCAAGUACACCUUUACCAGUUGAUUUGGAGAUAGAAAAAUCGGCUAAACAGAGAAGGAAGCAAGCCAGAAUUUUAAAGAAACAACAACAAUCCGGAGCUUCUUCAUCAAAUCCAUCAACCACAUCCUCUCCAACAUCCAAAAGUAUCACCCCACCAUCUUCACCUACUCCUACCAUGGCAGACAACCAUGGAGGAAAUCAAAAUCCUCCACAUCCACCACCUGAACAAACCUUUAGACAAUGGGCCACUCAAGAUGUCAACCAACAACCUUUGUGCAUAAAUUACCCUGCAACAAUCAACUUUGAACUCAAGUCUGGACUCAUCCAUUUGUUACCUUCAUUCUGUGGUCUUAAGAAUGAAGACCCACAUAAAUUCCUUAAGGAAUUUCAUGUUGUUUGUGUGGGUAUGAAGCCACAUGAAGUCACAGAAGUUCAAAUCAAGUUAAGGGCAUUCCCAUUUGCUUUACAAGAUUUAGCCAAGGAGUGGUUGUAUGACUUACCACCGGGGUCAGUCACAACAUGGAAUGAACUUGCAAGGAUGUUUCUCGAUAAAUAUUUUCCAGAAAUGAGAGCUUCAGCUUUACGUAGAGAGAUAAUUGGUAUCAAGCAACAAAAGAGAGAAGCCCUGCAUACUUAUUGGGAACGGUUCAAGAAAUUGUGCUCAAGAUGUCCACAACAUGGAAUUACAGAAUAUCAGUUGCUGCAAUAUUUUUGUGAAGGAAUGUCAUCUUGGGAUAGGAGAUUACUCAAUGCAUCAAGUGGUGGAUCUAUAGCUGAUAAGACUUCAACAGAAAUCAAAGUUCUUAUCAAGAACAUGGCAGAAGAGUCCAAGCACACAGUCCAAGAAGAAGAAUGGUACAAUGAUGCACCAAAAGGAGUGAAAGAAAUUUCUACCCCAAAAAUUGAAAGUCAACUUUCUGAGUUGACUAAGGUAGUAAUGAUGCUUGCAAAGGACAAGGGCGUGCAACCACCAACAGUUAGACCUUGUGGUAUUUGUACACAAGUUGGACAUCCAACCAACAUGUGCCCUCAACUUCAAGAGGAAGAUUAUGAAGAAGCAAAAGCCAUGGGAGGUUUUCUUGGAUCUUGUCAAAGGGGAUAUGAGCAGCCACGAGGUGAUCAAAGAUGGAACAACAAUCAAGGUUGGGGAGGAAAUCAACAAGGGAACUACCAACCAAGUCAGCCACAUCAAUACCAACAAAGACUACCUUUUCCACCACAAAACUUUCAGCCAAGGCAACCACAACACCCUCCUCAACAAGCGGGUUCAUCAAGUAUGUCUUUAGAGGACAUACUUGCUAUUUCCGUAAGCAAACUAGAACCUAAAGGAAAGUUGCCUGCCCAAACUGAAGCAAACCCAAGGCACAAUGUAUGUGCCAUCACAUUGAGAAGCGGGAAGAGUUAUGAUGGUCCAAAAUUGUCGGUUGAUCCAAAGGAAGAAGAAAUAGUAGUUAAAGAGACGACCAAAGAAGAGAAGGAGGAAGAGAAAACAAUUGAAAAGAAGCCCUUCAUCACUGAUUCUAAAGCCACACCUGCUCCAUUUCCCGAAAGAUUAAAGAGCACGAAGAAAGAACAGGAGCAGAAUGAGAUCAUGCAAAUGUUCAAGAGAGUUCAAAUCAACAUUCCACUCCUCGAGGUCAUCAAGCAGGUACCUAGAUACGCAAGGUUCCUUAAGGAUCUUUGUGUAUCUAAAAAGAAAUUAAAAGGAAAUCAAGUCGUAACGGUUGGGGAGCAUGUAUCCGCGGUUUUGCAAAAGAGGAUGCCCCCGAAGUGCAAGGAUCCCGGUGUCUUUACCGUGCCUUGCAAGUUGGGAAAUCUUUAUGUACCCCGAGCUAUGCUUGAUCUAGGUGCAUCCGUAAAUGUCCUACCCUAUUCUCUUUUCAAAUCAAUUGGUGUAGGAACAUUGAGCAAAACCAGUGUGAUCAUCCAACUUGCUGACCGGUCUUUGGUACACCCAAAGGGAGUAUUAGAGGACGUGUUAGUGCAAGUCGAUGAAUUUGUCUUCCCGGCUGAUUUUUAUGUCUUAGAUAUGGGAUAUGAUGACUCUCCAAGUUCAAGUUCCAUACUUUUGGGUAGACCUUUUCUUAAAACUUCUAAAACAAAAAUCGAUGUCUACAAUGGAACUUUGAGUAUGGAAUUUGAUGCUGAAGUUAUCAACUUCAAUGUGCAUGAAGCAAAAAAGACUCCUUUUGAUGUUCAAUCUGUUAAUUUUGCCAAUUUGAUCAAUCCCUCAACAAAAAAGGGUUUGAACUUGUCUAAAAAUGAAUUUCUAGAAUUAGUUUUGUCAUGGAAACUAGACAGGGACAAAGCCAAAGAGCUUGCAAAGAAGUUUGAUAUGGAUAAUGAAGUGUUGGAGAUUUUAGAGUUUAUUGAUGACAAGAAGCAUGUGAGGAGUGAUGAUAUGUUAGAGAGGCCCACGUAUCCAGACUGA